AAACUUUUAUUCCCUGUCUGUGUGCAGAGGGGAUUCAACUUCAAUUUUUCUGCAGCGGCUCUGGGUCCAGCCCCUUACUUAAAGAUCUGGAAAGCAUGAAGACUGGGCUUUUUUUCCUAUGUCUCUUGGGAACUGCAGCUGCAAUCCCGACAAAUGGAAGAUUAUUAUCUGAUCAUUCAAAACCAACUGCUGAAACGGUAGCACCCGACGACACUGCAAUCCCCAGUUUAAGGGCUGAAGACGAAGAAAAUGAAAAAGAAACAGCAGUAUCCACAGAAGACGAUUCCCAACGUAAGGCUGAAAAAUCAUCAGUACUAAAGUCAAAAGAGGAAAGCCAUGAACAGUCAGCAGAACAGGGCAAGAGUUCUAGCCAAGAGCUGGGAUUGAAGGAUCAAGAGGACAGUGAUGGUGACUUAAGUGUGAAUUUGGAGUAUGCACCAACUGAAGGUACAUUGGACAUAAAAGAAGAUAUGAGUGAGCCUCAGGAGAAAAAACUCUCAGAGAACACUGAUUUUUUGGCUCCUGGUGUUAGUUCCUUCACAGAUUCUAACCAACAAGAAAGUAUCACAAAGAGAGAGGAAAACCAAGAACAACCUAGAAAUUAUUCACAUCAUCAGUUGAACAGGAGCAGUAAACAUAGCCAAGGCCUAAGGGAUCAAGGAAACCAAGAGCAGGAUCCAAAUAUUUCCAAUGGAGAAGAGGAAGAAGAAAAAGGGCCAGGUGAAGUUGGUACCCACAAUGAUAACCAAGAAAGAAAGACAGAAUUGCCCAGGGAGCAUGCUAACAGCAAGCAGGAGGAAGACAAUACCCAAUCUGAUGAUAUUUUGGAAGAGUCUGAUCAACCAACUCAAGUAAGCAAGAUGCAGGAGGAUGAAUUUGAUCAGGGUAACCAAGAACAAGAAGAUAACUCCAAUGCAGAAAUGGAAGAGGAAAAUGCAUCGAACGUCAAUAAGCACAUUCAAGAAACUGAAUGGCAGAGUCAAGAGGGUAAAACUGGCCUGGAAGCUAUCAGCAACCACAAAGAGACAGAUGAAAAGACUGUUUCUGAGGCUCUGCUCAUGGAACCUACUGAUGAUGGUAAUAUCACGCCCAGAAAUCAUGGAGUUGAUGAUGAUGGCAAUGAUGAUGGCGAUGAUGGCGGCACUGAUGGCCCCAGGCACAGUGCAAGUGAUGACUACUUCAUCCCAAGCCAGGCCUUUCUGGAGGCCGAGAGAGCUCAAUCCAUUGCCUAUCACCUCAAAAUUGAGGAGCAAAGAGAAAAAGUACAUGAAAAUGAAAAUAUAGGUACCAGUGAGCCUGGAGAGCACCAAGAGGCCAAGAAAGCAGAGAACUCAUCAAAUGAGGAGGAAACGUCAAGUGAAGGCAACAUGAGGGUGCAUGGUGUGGAUUCUUGCAUGAGCUUCCAGUGUAAAAGAGGCCACAUCUGUAAGGCAGACCAACAGGGAAAACCUCACUGUGUCUGCCAGGAUCCAGUGACUUGUCCUCCAACAAAACCCCUUGAUCAAGUUUGUGGCACUGACAAUCAGACCUAUGCUAGCUCCUGUCAUCUAUUCGCUACUAAAUGCAGAUUGGAGGGGACCAAAAAGGGGCAUCAACUCCAGCUGGAUUAUUUUGGAGCCUGCAAAUCUAUUCCUACUUGUACGGACUUUGAAGUGAUUCAGUUUCCUCUACGGAUGAGAGACUGGCUCAAGAAUAUCCUCAUGCAGCUUUAUGAAGCCAACUCUGAACACGCUGGUUAUCUAAAUGAGAAGCAGAGAAAUAAAGUCAAGAAAAUUUACCUGGAUGAAAAGAGGCUCUUGGCUGGGGACCAUCCCAUUGACCUUCUCUUAAGGGACUUUAAGAAAAACUACCACAUGUAUGUGUAUCCUGUGCACUGGCAGUUUAGUGAACUUGACCAACACCCUAUGGAUAGAGUCUUGACACAUUCUGAACUUGCUCCUCUGCGAGCAUCUCUGGUGCCCAUGGAACACUGCAUAACCCGUUUCUUUGAGGAGUGUGACCCCAACAAGGAUAAGCACAUCACCCUGAAGGAGUGGGGCCACUGCUUUGGAAUUAAAGAAGAGGACAUAGAUGAAAAUCUCUUGUUUUGAAUGAAGAUUUUAAAGAACUCAACUUUCCAGCAUCCUCCUCUGUUCUAACCACUUCAGAAAUUUAUGCAGCUGUGAUACUUGUAGACUUAUAUUUAGCAAAAUGUUAGCAUGUAUGACAAGACAAUGAGAGUAAUUGCUUGACAAUAACCUAUGCACCAGGUAUUUAACAUUAACUUUGGAAACAAAAAUGUACAAUUUAGUAAAGUCAACAUAUGCAAAAUACUGUAUAUUGUGAACAGAAGUUUAAUUCAUAGUAAUUUCACUCUCUGCAUUGACUUAUGAGAUAAUUAAUGAUUAAACUAUUAAUGAUAAAAAUAAUGCAUUUGUAUUGUUCAUAAUAUCAUGUGCACUUCAAGAAAAUGGAAUGCUACUCUUUUGUGGUUUACGUGUAUUAUUUUCAAUAUCUUAAUACCCUAAUAAAGAGUCCAUAAAAAUCCAAA
This is a messenger RNA of Pan troglodytes (chimpanzee), 2530 nucleotides long. RefSeq names its product SPARC like 1 (gene SPARCL1). Gene Ontology annotation, biological process: anatomical structure development; signal transduction. Gene Ontology annotation, molecular function: protein binding; collagen binding; extracellular matrix binding. The record is from RefSeq and is marked provisional. NCBI's taxonomy places the organism in Eukaryota, Metazoa, Chordata, Mammalia, Primates, Hominidae.